CCCUCGUCUCCCCUCCUUGUGUUUUAUUCCAUGUUUUCCCCAGCCCGUUAUGUCUGUCCUCCCUCUCUCCGCCUGUCUGAACCUCUGUGCACUUCCUGUUUUGCUUUGACAGUCCCUCGUCAGCAUGCGUCAUGUUGUGUUCACUCCUGCCCUGUCUCGUUAUGAUUAUCAGUGUCACCUGUGUUCCCCGUGUGCUCCCACUCCCCUCGUUAACCCUCUGUGUAUUUAUGUCUGCGUCUCCCUCAGUUCUGUGUCGCAUUCUCCCUUAUGCUGUGUGUGAUUCUCCCCGUGUCUCCUGGUAUGCAUUAUGAUUAGUUUUCCCAGUUUAGUUUUGUAUUGUUUGUGAUCUGUUUACAGCAAUAAAGCUGUUCUUUUGAGUUCAAGUUCAGUCCCCGUGAGUUUGCGUUUGGGUCCACUUCCUGCCUGCCACACAGCGAAACAUGACAGCUAUGGUACAAAAACACCACUUAGGUCACAGUGUCAGCAUUAUAAAUGAGCCUGUGUAGGUGUCAUUUCCUUCCUUUCGCACCCCAAAGAACCUUUAAAAGUUAGAACAAUUUGCUCAAGCAGAACCUGCAGAAGACAGUCUGUUCUCCAUCACUCAACAGACACAUCUGUUGUAAAUGCAGAGCUUGAAGGGAACACUUAAAAUAAGAAAAAAACUACACAACUCACUUUUUCAGACACAAUGAAAACCAUUUCAUUCAUCUCUUGCCUUUUCUAUGCAGUUUCACUAACAGAUGGAGCCAUAAUCAGUGUAGAGGGAUUUGAAGGAAGGAGUGUCUCCUUCCAGUGCUUGCACAAUAUUGCAUGGAGCAACAACAAGUAUUUCUGCAAAGAUCCAUGUACAAGCACAGGAGACAUACUGGUUACUGUAGAACCUGGCAGAAGAGCAGAGUCAGGGAGAAUAACUCUGGUGGACUCUGGGGAUGGAUCCGUCACUGUGACCUUCAGUCAUGUCCAGCUGUUAGACUCAAAGAAAUACUGGUGUGGAGUAGAAAGGCCUUUUUUUGACACAUAUACCAAGGUACAGCUUACAGUAAAGAAAGUUGUUGAAACUGAGACAGCUGUCAUACUCAACGUUUUUUCUACAUGGACAUAUCAAAAUAUCCACACAACACACUUAGUGAUUGAAGGAGGAACCCUGAAGCCCACACACCUUUCAAAAGGCACCAUCAUCUAUGCUACUGUUGGGGGUGCUAGUCUAAUCGCUGUCUUGCUGCUGGCAGUAUGGUUUGGGAAGUCCAAACAAACCUCAAAAGAAGAACUACAAGUUUACUGCAACAUUUCACACCUUAGAAAAGACAAAAAAAGAGAGGUCAGCUGUGACUUCAAUGAUGCUGAUAAGAAGACAAAGUGUAGUAAGAAGAGUUCUUGUGUCUUUACUCUCCAAAAACGACCGGAGCCACCAACAUCUGAACCCACAACAAACAAAUGUAGUGUAACCACUGAUACUGACAAUAACAUAUAUUUCACCAAACUUCCUGCACAUUCAGAAAAUUCACCCACAGAGGACCAAAAUGACUAUACUAAUAACUCUGCCAUUUACAUUAUUCCUUUGCCAGAUAUUAUGUAUGACGCAACAGAUGAUGGCACUUGUAGAGAACACAUCCCUAAUCCUUAAACAUUCAAAAAUACAGAUCGCUGUGCAAACAGUGCAUCACCUUGUGUCUCCCGUGCCCCCUGUGAAUCCAGCGAAGACGAGCCCGGAUCACGUUGGUUUGGUUUAAACUUAUCAGGAACAAAUCUGAGUUCAUCUCAAAGAGUAAUGAAAAGAAAUGUCUUCAUCUUAUUAAGCAUGUACAUGAAAUUGCACUCUCAUUGUUUCAACCACUGUUUCAGCUUCAUGUCUAUGGCUACCUGUAUUUGCAUAAAUUAACAUUCUGGUGCAAAAACCUUGUUCAUACAACGUUAACCAGAUCUGAAAUACCACUUCAUUAACACUAACACUGGUUAGUCCAGUGGGCAAAGAUUAGUCAGUGUAGUAUCCUGUGCAUUUGUGUCUGUGUUCAUGAAUAUUUUGAUUAAUACAAUCUGUGUUUUUGAGACAGCUUAAUCACCUUGUUGAUGUGGAAGUAAGCAUCUGGGUUACUUGUAUUUACUAUUUCGACCAAGUCAUACACAGAAGAAGCUCCCUGGUGUUUUCCUGCCUGCUUUAAUAGCAUCCAUUCUGUCACAGUGGUGUCUUUGUCAAGUUGCAAGAUGACCUCAUAUUUCUCGAGAAUGCUGCAAACUGUUGUGUUUCCAAAACUGUGGAGGACUUGCAUUUCCUGUGAUUAAUACAAUCUGUGUUUUUGCAGUUAGACAAAGCUUGUGAAAAAUUAUGAGCUUGUGCUCAAAAAAAAAAGAGGAGGAAUAGCGUUUUUGCAAUUUAACAUCCUAUUGAUGUGUGAUUCACAAUGAAGAGCAAAACAAAAAAAAAAGGUAUGCUUACCAUAUGUAUUCACAAUGAUAACAGUAAAUAUAUGACAAGAGAUAACUGAACACAUGACAGGUCCACUGCAAAUGUAGUUACAGUGUACUUCAGGCACAGGAGGAUACAUUUAUAACUUUGCCUAUUGGACCUAAAAAUGAUAUGGUUUAACUUUUCCACUUUCUUCUGACUGGUUUUAACAAUAUGGCCUUAGAUGACAUUUAUCACACUUACAAGACUCCUCACAAGCUCUGACCACAUUAUCAGUCAAACAUUUAUUGGUACACAUAUGCACACCAAAUGUGUUGAUUUGUCUGUGACUUCCUUGCCAAGAAGGAUGUGUUUGUGAUAAAAGUCAGAGGAAUGAACUUUCAAUUCGAACCCACUAAACCACAACUCCAAAAAACAAUGACUAAUUUCACUGACCUUUCCUGUGACAAAGACUCCUCUAUGUCUGCCAUUUGUUCUUUAAAUAACAUAAUUUCUGCCAUUUAAAGCAAAGAUGAAACCUGUUUUUAGGCCCAAACACAUAAAAAUAUUAAAAUCCUCA
Oreochromis niloticus (Nile tilapia) is the source of this 2963-nucleotide messenger RNA. Its product is annotated as CMRF35-like molecule 7. Gene Ontology annotation, cellular component: plasma membrane. The coding region runs from base 689 to 1624 and encodes 311 amino acids. Gene Ontology annotation, molecular function: transmembrane signaling receptor activity. The record is from RefSeq and is a predicted model, not a curated record. The transcript has 6 exons. NCBI's taxonomy places the organism in Eukaryota, Metazoa, Chordata, Actinopteri, Cichliformes, Cichlidae.